This is a messenger RNA of Drosophila grimshawi, 1084 nucleotides long. RefSeq names its product glia maturation factor beta (gene GMF). The transcript is spliced from 3 exons. Gene Ontology annotation, biological process: actin filament debranching; negative regulation of Arp2/3 complex-mediated actin nucleation. Bases 138 to 554 code for a protein of 138 amino acids. Gene Ontology annotation, molecular function: actin binding; Arp2/3 complex binding. NCBI's taxonomy places the organism in Eukaryota, Metazoa, Arthropoda, Insecta, Diptera, Drosophilidae. Gene Ontology annotation, cellular component: actin cortical patch. The record is from RefSeq and is a predicted model, not a curated record.
CAUAUGUAGCUGUUAGUUUUGACUCAAAAAGAAGGUGGACUGCGCCAGUGUUUUUUUUUGUAUAUUUUCCGCAGCCUUAUAAUUCCAACUCCAGCAAUUCCAUCUCAAAGUCAAGUGCCAAGUGCGGCUCCAUCUAAAUGGGUGAUAACCAAAUAUGUGACAUUAGCAAUGAGGUGCUUGAGGAACUGAAAAAGUUUCGCUUUCGCAAGAGCAAAAACAACUCGGCUCUGAUAUUGAAAAUCGACCGGGAGAAGCAAUCCGUUGUGCUCGAUGAAUUUAUUGAUGAUAUAUCUGUCGAUGAGCUGCAAGACUCACUGCCCGGCCACCAGCCCCGCUAUGUGAUCUACACAUACAAAAUGGUGCACGACGAUCAGCGUGUCUCGUAUCCGAUGUGCUUCAUAUUCUAUACACCGCGCGACAGUCAAAUAGAGCUGCAAAUGAUGUACGCCUGCACGAAGAGCGCUCUGCAACGCGAGGUGGAUCUGACUCGGGUCUACGAGAUACGCGAACUCGAUGAAUUGACCGAGGAGUGGCUGAGGGCCAAGCUCAAGUAGUUAGUAGUUCCUGCUUACUACUACUCCAGCCGUUUUAUAAAGCAAUAUUUUACGAGUAGUUUUUCUAAUUACAUAUGCAUGCCACAUAUAUAUGUUGUAUGGAUGCAAAUAUUUUGAGUGGAGCCGAAGCAAAUACCAACGAUAACGAUACAUACCAAUACCAAACAAACCAAUAUAUAUAUAUAUUUAUAUAUAUAAUAAUGACAAUUUUUUCAAUUUACACUACAAUCGUAUACAUAGCAUUGAGAUACAUACAUAAUUAUCAAUAUGAUUACAUUUAAAUAAUGUAUAUGUAAUGACUUUUAAGUGAUUUUAGUUUGUGCAUUUAAGUGUGAGUAUUGAAAUAAUGAAAUAUCAAUUGACAUUAGCCAUGAUCUUAUAGAAGCUGUGCUUGCCAAAUUUAUAUUCAUACAAAUAUAUAUAUUUAUUGUACAAAACGAAUACAAAGCAAACAUGACAAACAAAAAGAAAAAAACAAUUCCAUUUUAUAUACUAUGCAUAUAGGCAUAUGUGAUGCUUCAAUAAAAAAG